This is a messenger RNA of Suncus etruscus (white-toothed pygmy shrew), 559 nucleotides long. It is a transcript of the gene HSPB2, whose product is annotated as heat shock protein family B (small) member 2. The record is from RefSeq and is a predicted model, not a curated record. Lineage: Eukaryota; Metazoa; Chordata; Mammalia; Eulipotyphla; Soricidae. The transcript is spliced from 2 exons. Gene Ontology annotation, biological process: protein refolding; response to heat. Gene Ontology annotation, molecular function: structural constituent of eye lens; protein folding chaperone. The coding region runs from base 11 to 559 and encodes 182 amino acids.
GCCUGCAGUCAUGUCGGGUCGCUCUGUGCCACAUGCCCACCCGGCCACCACCGAGUAUGAGUUUGCCAACCCGAGCCGCCUGGGAGAGCAGCGCUUCGGAGAAGGCCUCCUGCCAGAAGACAUCCUGACCCCCACCCUCUACCACGGCUACUAUGUCCGGCCCCGGGCUGCCCAGGCUGGGGAGGGCAGCAGGGCAGGGGUCUCCGAGCUCAGGCUCAGUGAAGGCAAGUUCCAGGCCUUUCUGGACGUGAGCCACUUCACCCCUGAUGAGGUGACGGUGAGGACUGUGGACAAUCUCUUGGAGGUGUCGGCCCGCCACCCCCAGCGCCUGGACCGCCACGGCUUCGUGUCCCGAGAGUUCUGCCGCACCUAUGUCCUGCCCGCCGACGUGGACCCCUGGAGGCUCCGUGCUGCCCUCUCUCAUGAUGGAGUCCUACACCUGGAGGCCCCCCGGGGUAGCCGGCACUCGGACACAGAGAUCAAUGAAGUCCACAUUUCCCUGCUGCCCGCCCCACCUGACCCCAAGGAAGAGGAGGAGGAGGCAGGAAUGGAGCCCUGA